AUUUGAUAUGAUAGAAAGAGAAAGAGAGUAAUGAGUUGAAGAAUGAAUCCGAGGGAAAUGGAAAGGAAGACAAAAAAAGGUUGAAACUUGAAAGCGGCAAUGGAAUGGAUGAGCUGGCAAAAUGCGCUGGGUUUGAUUCGACUGACACCCAUUUUGAUUGAACGGUGCAAAUCAAAACGCCACUUUUGCCUCAACCCUUAAAAAUCUCUUCUUUCUCCCCCCCCGCACUCCGUCUCUCGAUUUCAACAUCAAACAAAACAACUCACCACCAUUCAACCCAUUCAAAUUCAUUCAUUCCUUCAAUCAAUCAAAUCAAAAUCCCCUUCUUCUACAUUGCCUUCACUGCGCUUGGCCACUGGAAUCUACCGACAGUUAUCACAAUGGUUUCGCAGCAAUUUACUGUAGAUCUGAAUAAACCACUUGUGUUCCAGGUUGGCCAUCUUGGAGAAGCAUAUCAAGAGUGGGUUCACCAGCCUAUUAUCAGCAAGGAAAGACCUCGAUUCUUCAAAAGCGACUUUUGGGAGUUCUGUACAUGCACAGCAUGGUGGGCGGUUCCACUCAUAUGGCUGCCAGUGGUCUGUUGGUUUGUUUCCAUGUCUGUCAACAUGGGGCACACAUUUUCUCAGAUAUCACUAAUGGUGAUCUUUGGCAUUUCCAUUUGGACAUUGAUUGAAUACAUAGUGCAUCGUUUCCUAUUCCAUAUUGAAACCCAGAGUUAUUGGGGAAAUACCAUGCAUUACCUUAUUCAUGGUUGCCACCACAAGCACCCAAUGGAUAGUCUGCGACUUGUUUUUCCUCCUACUGCAACAGCUGUUCUGUUAGUUCCGUUAUGGAACUUGGUUAAACUCUUUUUCCCAUCAUCUAUGGCUCCUGCUCUGUUUGGAGGCGGGCUUUUGGGUUAUGUGAUCUAUGACGUUACUCACUACUACUUGCAUCAUGGCCAACCCACAGGGGACAUGCCAAAAAAAUUGAAGAAAUAUCAUAUGAAUCAUCACUUCCGCAUCCUGAAUAAAGGCUUCGGCGUCACUUCACCACUUUGGGACAGAGUAUUUGGAACACUUCCUGGAUCUAAAGUAGCUCAGAAGACUAGAUAGCGAAGUUUUAUGGCUCAAGUUUCAGUGAUUUAAAGUACAUAUUUUUGUCUUUAUAUUCAUUGUUUUCCAUUUGUUGCAUCAUGACAAUGCUAAGUGAGAUAGAAGAUUGUAUCAGCUUCGUGCUGUAAAUUAUUCAAGGAUGGAAGGUUUUGUAUAGGACUUGAUGUAGUCUAAUAAUGGAAGAUUCAUCUGUGUCCCAUAUUGUUAUCA
Molecule: messenger RNA, 1304 nt
Organism: Cucumis melo (muskmelon)
Lineage: Eukaryota; Viridiplantae; Streptophyta; Magnoliopsida; Cucurbitales; Cucurbitaceae
Product: dihydroceramide fatty acyl 2-hydroxylase FAH1-like
Exons: 7
Coding region: 381-1094 (237 amino acids)
Biological process (GO): lipid biosynthetic process; fatty acid metabolic process
Cellular component (GO): membrane; endoplasmic reticulum
Molecular function (GO): fatty acid 2-hydroxylase activity; iron ion binding
Source: RefSeq, a predicted model, not a curated record